AUGACGUGCCACAAAGCAUCAUCCGAAAACAAUAAGAUUUCAUAUGAAUUAUUCAAAAGGAUAAAAGUGAAAGGGGUUUGUUUUCAUGGUAAAGAAUUUUCAUUCAUGAUCAAGGAAAUUGGAUGGAAGGAAAAGACAAAGGCGCAAUCAAUUGAAAUGAAAUGUUUAAGUCAUAAGAUGAAUUACGUAACACAAGGAAAAGGAUAUUUUAUGAUUCAUAUAUGA
Molecule: messenger RNA, 225 nt
Organism: Clunio marinus
Lineage: Eukaryota; Metazoa; Arthropoda; Insecta; Diptera; Chironomidae
Source: the annotation of a GenBank genome assembly